AUGUAUGAGCAUGAUCGAUCCAUCUUCAGGGUAUUUGAUCGUUUGACCAAAAUGAUUGGUCGCAAGGUGCCAGCUCUUCAGAGAUGUGCUAUAAAUGUUGCUCGACAGCGUUUCUGCUCAUCACUGUCCCCAUGUCGCAGCAUUCUAACUCGUCGCUCACUCUCUGCCUCCACUCGAGUUCCAAUUGCUCAUUUGAGCUUUGUUCCGGUGAGAGCUAUUCAUGCCAGUGGGAUCAGACUUAGUGAUGUCGUCAUCGUGGAAGGUCCCGCUUUUGCUGAGUCUAUCUCCGAAGGAGAUAUUCGGUGGAUCAAAAAAGUGGGAGACUUCGUAAAUGAAGAUGAACUUGUGGCUGAGAUUGAAACUGACAAGACAUCUGUUGAAGUUCCUGCGCCACAAUCGGGAACUAUCGUCGAACUUCUCGUACAAGAUGGAGAUAAAGUUACAGCAAAGCAAAAGCUGUACAAGUUGCAGCCAGGAUCAGCUGGUGCCGCACCUACUAGUGCGCCUCCUAAAGAAGUUCCCAAACCCCAGCCUCCGAAGGAAGCCCCGAAGGUAGAACCUCCAAAGGAAGCGCCAAAACCGGUUGCACCACCUACUCCUGUUGCUGCACCUGCUCCUCCGCCACCGCCCUCCAGCGUACAAGGGCAAAUUCCGAAGACCCCACCACCAGUAUCUCGUCCACCACCCAGUCCCAUAUCCUCUGUUCCAGUUGUUAACAUUCCGGUUCAGCGUGUUACAGUUCCACCAGGCACUUCUCCAGAUCUGGCAAUAACAGGAGCUAGGGAAGAGAUUCGCGUAAAAAUGAAUCGAAUGCGGCUGCGUAUCGCGAGCCGGCUUAAAGAUGCCCAAAACACCUACGCAAUGUUGACAACAUUCAAUGAGGUCGAUAUGAGUAAUGUUAUCGAAAUGCGUGCCAAGUACCAGAAAGAUUUCAUGAAAAAGCACGGAAUCAAGCUUGGUCUCAUGUCUCCUUUCGUACGAGCAGCCGCUUAUGCUCUUCAGGAAAAUCCAGUUGUUAACGCAGUUAUCGACGAGAACGAAAUCAUCUACCGUCACUUUGUUGACAUGUCCAUUGCUGUUGCAACACCAAAAGGAUUGGUUGUACCUGUAUUGCGUAACGUUGAAACUAUGAAUUAUGCUCAAAUCGAAAAAGAGUUGGCAGCGCUUGGAGAAAAGGCUCGAGACAAUAAAUUGGCUGUAGAGGACAUGGAAGGAGGAACAUUCACGAUUUCGAACGGAGGAGUUUUCGGAUCAGUAUUUGGUACACCAAUAAUCAAUCCUCCACAAAGCGCGAUUCUAGGAAUGCACGGUAUCUUCGACAGGCCGGUUGCUGUGAAUGGAAAGGUUGAGAUUCGUCCCAUCAUGCAAGUUGCACUCACAUACGACCAUCGACUAAUUGACGGAAGGGAGGCGGUGACAUUCCUGCGCAAAAUCAAGAGCGCAGUUGAAGAUCCGCGCACGAUACUGAUGAACAUUUGA
This is a messenger RNA of Necator americanus (New World hookworm), 1479 nucleotides long. RefSeq lists its product as uncharacterized. Bases 1 to 1479 code for a protein of 492 amino acids. The transcript is spliced from 13 exons. Gene Ontology annotation, molecular function: dihydrolipoyllysine-residue succinyltransferase activity. Gene Ontology annotation, cellular component: oxoglutarate dehydrogenase complex; mitochondrion. Lineage: Eukaryota; Metazoa; Nematoda; Chromadorea; Rhabditida; Ancylostomatidae. Gene Ontology annotation, biological process: tricarboxylic acid cycle. The record is from RefSeq and is a predicted model, not a curated record.